This is a messenger RNA of Cornus florida, 3156 nucleotides long. RefSeq names its product disease resistance protein At4g27190-like. Lineage: Eukaryota; Viridiplantae; Streptophyta; Magnoliopsida; Cornales; Cornaceae. The record is from RefSeq and is a predicted model, not a curated record. The transcript is spliced from 2 exons. Bases 1987 to 2778 code for a protein of 263 amino acids.
AUGAAUAUGUUGGGGAACGUCACGGAACAGCUAAGCAAUUUCAGCAGCCUUGAUGAUGAGAUGCAAACUCUCGGAAGCAAAAUUGAAUCUUUGAGCUGCCGAGCAAAUGAUGUAAUUGCAAUGCUGCAAGAAGCAGAGUUUCGAACGGAAAAGAAACGAAAGAGAGAGGUCGAGAAUUGGUUGGAUAACGUGCAAAAGAAGAAAAUUGAAUUUCAAAGCUUAGAACAAGAUGUAAGAGGAAGCAGUGUUUUUUAAAAACUACAGUUGGGAAAACGUGCUGAGAAAAUGAUUGGUGACGUGAUAGAACUUGUAGAGCAAGGUAAAUUUCCUGAGGGGUUGUUACUUAAUGUGCAUGACACCAAAGCAGUGCCGUUGCUGACCACAAAAUUAAUAGGUCAGAAAUUUAAACAGAAUUUGGAAGAAGUUUGGAAUUGUUUAAUAAAAGAUAAUAUCAUGCACAUUGGAAUUUAUGGAAUGGGGGGAUCGGGGAAAACAGCCUUAGCAUCCCAUAUUCAUAAUUUUCUUUUACAAAGUUCUGAAACUUCUGACGUCCAUGUUUAUUGGCUCACUAUAUCACAAGAUUGGAGCAUUGAUAAAUUGCAGGACGACAUUGCCAACAUGCUAAAGUUAGAUCUCACAAAAGAGAAUGAAAGGAAGAAAAGGGCAGCCAAACUCUCACAAGCAUUGACAAGGAUGAAGAAAGUUGUACUUAUCUUGGACGACGUGUGGAAACAUUUUAGUCUUGAGGAGGUGGGAAUUCCUUGUAGACUUAAUGGAUUGAAGUUGAUUUUUACUACACGCAUGUUGAACGUGUGUCGUAAGAUGGAAUGCCAAGAAAUAAUCAAAGUAGGUCCUCUUUCUGAGGAUGAAGCAUGGAAUUUAUUCUUGGAGAAACUUGUGCCUGAAGGGGGUGAAAUUCCAUGGCAAAAUGAUCCAGAAAUAAAAGAGACUGCAAUGUCCAUGGCAAAAAGAUGUUGCAGCUUGCCACUCGCAAUUAUUACAGUGGCUAGAAGCAUGAUGGGGGAGAACGACAUUCAUGAGUGGAGGAAUGCAAUGCGAGAAUUGAAAGAAUUCAUCACCAAGCACGGAGAUAUGGAAGACGAUGUAUUCAUGAAAUUAAAAUUUAGCUACAAGCGAGUGAAGGAUGAAAAGUUGAAAGAUUGUUUCUUGUAUUGUGCACUUUAUCCUGAAGACCGUAGAAUAAGAAGAGAUGAAUUGAUACCCAAAUUUAUUGUGGAGGGACUGAUAGAUAGAAUGAAGACGAGGCAAGCACAAUUUGACAAGGGUCACGCUAUGCUAAAUGAACUUGAGAACAUAUGCUUACUGGAAAGUUGUGAGGAGGACAGUCUCCCUUGUGUGAAGAUGCAUGAUUUGAUGAGAGAGAUGGCACUGGAGAUUGCAGGUCGUCAAUUGAUGGUAAAGGCUGUAGGGAAAGUACCAAAAGAGCAGGAAUGGACGGAAGAUCUAAAGAGAAUUUCCUUGAUGGGAGAUUUCAUAGAAGAUAUUCCACCAGGCAUGUCACCAAAGUGUCCUGGGUUAUCAACAUUGAUAUUGCAAUGUAAGUGGGGUUUAAACUGGAUUCCUAAUAGUUUUUUUGAGCAAAUGAGUUCCCUUCGUGUUCUCGAUUUAUCUUUUACUGGAAUUGUGGAGUUGCCUAGUAUUAUAUCGGACUUGGAGAAUCUCACUGCAUUGGUUCUUAGCUGGUGCGGAGGACUCAUAUUUGUGCCUCCUUUGGGGAAGCUUAGGGCAUUACAGUUAUUGGACCUCAGUAAUACUUGGAUCAAAGAAGUACCGCAAGGUAUGGAAAUGUUGGUCAACCUCAAAUGCCUAUAUAUGGAUGGCAUAAUAGGUCUGGAGUCAUUUCCAUUUGGGAUAUUACCCAAACUCUGCAGUCUCCAAGAUUUUCGAACUGGUUCAAUGAAGAUACGAGUAGAGGAAUUGGAGGGGUAGGGGCAGCUGGAAAAUUUUGAAGGGUGCCUGUAUAGUAUGUUUGAUCUUAAUAGAUAUAUUGGCAAAUCCGAUCACUUUAAGCAGUUGAACACCUACCGUCUUCAUGUAGGCGGAUAUUUAUAUGAAUAUCAGGUUGCCGUAUAUGCAUAUGAAAAAAAAGCGGUGCUUACAAAUUGUUGUUUAUAUAGGCUUUUGGUGCUGCCAGAUAUCAUUAGUCACCUGGAAAUUCAUAGUUGUCACAUUUAUAACUUGCAACUUUGUGGAGUUGAAAAAGAGAGACAUUGCGCUCCACUUGGAGUAACUGCAACUCCACCUGGCACCCUUUCCAAUCUUAAAGAGCUGGAGAUCAGUAUGUGUCAGAAAAUGAAGAAGCUGUUGACGCCUAGGAUGCUGGAGAACCUCCCAAACCUUGAAACUAUUAGAGUCGAGCACUGUUAUAAAAUGGAGGAGAUAAUAGGAGAUGAGGAAGACGAAUUAAUGGGCACAAGCAACAACCAUCCUUCUUCUUCUUCUUCUUCUUCUUCUUCUUCUUCUACCAUUUUCACCCUCCCAAAUUUAAGGUUAUUGGAACUGUAUUACCUCCUAGAAUUGGAGAGCAUCUGCAAGGGUUUGAUGGUUUGUGAUUCUCUUGAAAUAAUUUGUAUAAGGGUGUGUCGAGAGCUGAAGAGGCUCCCUCUAUCUCUGCCCCUUGUUCAUGGCCAGCCAUCUCCUCCUGCCGCUCUUAAAAAGAUCCAGAUAAGCAAAGCAGAAGAAGAAUGGUGGGAAUCACUGGAGUGGGACCACCCCAAUGCUAAGGAUGUCCUUCAACCAUUCCUUGAUUGGUUCUAGUAUUGAAGGAAUGAAUGACUGGGCACAGGAUAUGACCAAAUGUUUAAAGAAAUGGUUGGUCAGAGUCAAGUCGAUCUCCAGGUGGUAACCAAUAUUUUGAUUCUUUCUCAAAUGAGCAAGCUAGCAAAUCUUGGAGGACCUUCAACCAUUUGGUUUUGUUCAUAAUUCAACACUCAGUUCAUUCAGUCUACCUGUGGUCUGUUGAAUUUUUUUGCUUCAUCUCCGCCUAAACUAUGUCUGUAUAUUAUUUUGUAUGCUUGGACGACCUUCAACCAGUUGGAUUUGAUGAUAUUAUUUUGUAUGCUUCACUUCAUUUAUUUUGAAUUUUUUUUUGAAUGGGAUAGAUUUUGAAUGAAGUUAAAAAAAUUAACUUUUAAA